AUGCAUGGAGGUACGCAACUGACGCUAGCUGCCGUGCGCAAGAAGUGUUGGACAUUUGGUGGAAGAGUCCCAAUUAAAUAUCACAUUCAACGCUGUGUUGUCUGUGUAAGACAGAGAGCUCAGCGAUCUCAACAGUUGAUGGGUCAACAGCCUACAUCUCGAGUCUCACCAUCACUCGUCUUUGAAAGUACUGGCGUAGACUACGCUGGUCCUGUUCAGCUAAAAUACUUUCAAGGACGAGGUACACGCUGCUACAAAGGCUGGAUUGCGGUCUUUGUAUGCUUCUCAACUUCUGCAAUUCACCUGGAAGCUGUAAGCGAUUACACUGCAGAAGGCUGUCUCAAGGCGUUCAGGAGGUUCACAAGUCGUCGUGGCAUCUGCAAAACCCUUUUCAGUGACUGUGGCACGAACUUCAAGGGGGCAGAUGUCAUUCUUAAAUAA
Molecule: messenger RNA, 441 nt
Organism: Microplitis mediator
Lineage: Eukaryota; Metazoa; Arthropoda; Insecta; Hymenoptera; Braconidae
Exons: 1
Coding region: 1-441 (146 amino acids)
Molecular function (GO): nucleic acid binding
Source: RefSeq, a predicted model, not a curated record